UUUCUCUCCUCCUCUCACCGCGCCCACCUCCUCCUCCCAUUCUCCUCCCUCUUCUCCGCGUCCCUCCUCCCGUCCCCCUCUGGGGCGGCAACCAGAGAGAGCCGGGCCCUUCUCCGCCUGCACCGGGAUCGGAGUGCACGGAGGGAUCGCUCCGCGGAUUUGGGUCGCCUCCAGCUACCUCGGGUCCGCCGCCCGGCCGGGGAUGGGCAGCCGCCUCGGGUCCCCACGCGCCCGAUGAGCCGCGCGGCCCCGGAGACCCGAGCUCGGCGGACGAAGGAAGGGGACUCUGCGGCUCCAGAGACGCCUAGGGGGAGCGAUCCGAGAUGGCCCUGCUUGCGGGAGCCUCGGCGGCGGGCGCCCUCCUCCAGAAGCAGCCCCGAGGCUGGUAGCUGUUCCGGAUGGACCUUGCCCCUCGGGGCGCCGGGUUCGCGUGGAGCCGAGGCUAGAGGGGGCACCCGGAGCCCCAGCACGCGGCGAUGAAGAUGAUCCUGGCGCGCAGGUUCCGCGUGCUCAUCCUGAUGGUGUUCCUGGCGGCCUGCGCGCUGCACAUCGUGCUCGACCUGCUGCCCAAGCUGGAGCGGCCCGCGGCGGGGCCCGGCUGCUCGUGCGCGCGGUCCGCGGCCGAGGCGGCGGCCUCCGGCUGGGCCCAGCCGCGGGGCCUCGCGGGGGAGCCCCCGGCCUCCGCCGCCGCCGCCGCGGGCUGGCCCAACAAGCACACGCUGCGCAUCCUUCAGGACUUCAGCUCGGACCCGGCCUCCAACCUCACGUCCCACUCGCUGGAGAAGCUGCCGCCUGCGGCCGAGCCGGCCGAAGGCGCCUUGCGCGGCCGGGACCCUGGCGCCCCGCGCUCCCGCGCCCCCGCGCCCCGGCCGCUGCUCCGCGACCCGGGUCCCCGCAGGUCCGCGCCGCCCCCGGGCCCAAGCUCCGAUGGCUCCCUCCUGGCCAGGCUGUUCGAACACCCCCUCUACCGGGUCGCAGUCCCGCCGCUGACUGAGGACGACGUCUUGUUUAACGUGAACAGUGAUAUCAGAUUCAAUCCCAAGGCCGCCGAGAACCCUGACUGGCCACAAGAAGGCAACGAAGGCGAAGAGCUCUUGCCCACCGGGGAGACAGCUGUGGACACCUAUCCCAACUGGCUAAAAUUCCACAUCGGCAUUAACCGGUAUGAGCUCUACUCGAGACACAACCCGGCAAUUGACGCGCUGCUGCGUGACCUCGGCUCCCAGAGGAUCACCAGUGUCGCCAUGAAGUCAGGGGGCACUCAGCUGAAGCUCAUCAUGACGUUCCAGAACUACGGGCAAGCGCUGUUCAAACCCAUGAAGCAAACGAGGGAGCAGGAGACACCCCCCGACUUCUUCUAUUUCUCUGACUAUGAGAGGCACAACGCGGAGAUCGCAGCCUUCCACCUGGACAGGGUCCUGGAUUUCCGCCGUGUCCCCCCCGUGGCCGGCAGGUUGGUCAACAUGACGAAGGAGAUCAGGGACGUCACGCGAGACAAGAAGCUGUGGAGAACCUUCUUCAUCUCGCCAGCCAACAACGUCUGCUUCUACGGCGAGUGCUCCUACUACUGCUCCACGGAGCACGCGCUCUGCGGCCGACCCGACCAGAUCGAGGGCUCGCUGGCCGCCUUCCUGCCCGACCUGGCCCUGGCCAAGAGGAAGACGUGGCGCAACCCCUGGCGGCGCUCCUACCACAAGCGCAAGAAGGCGGAGUGGGAGGUGGACCCUGACUACUGCGAGGAGGUGAAGCAGACGCCGCCUUACGACAGCGGCCAGCGGGUCCUGGACGUCAUGGACAUGACUGUGUUCGAUUUCCUCAUGGGAAACAUGGACCGUCACCACUAUGAGACUUUCGAGAAGUUUGGGAAUGAAACGUUCAUCAUCCACCUGGACAACGGAAGGGGGUUUGGGAAACACUCCCACGAUGAGCUUUCCAUCCUGGUGCCUUUACAGCAGUGCUGCAGGAUCCGGAAGUCCACCUACCUGCGGCUGCAGCUGCUGGCCCGGGAGGAGCACAAGCUGAGCCUGCUGAUGGAGGAGUCGCUGCGCCGGGACGGGGUGGCGCCCGUCCUGUACCGGCCGCACCUGGAGGCCCUGGACCGGCGGCUGCGCCUGGCGCUGCAGGCCGUGCGGGACUGCAUCGAGAGGGACGGCGCCCGCAGCGUGCUGGAGGACGACCUGGACGCCGAGCACAGAGCCCCCGCUGAGAGGUAGUGACCCGGGGGCGCCCGCGAGGCCGAGAGGACAGCCGCCUCGCAGGAGACCCAUGGGCGCCGCGUGAAGUCGGUGGAAACGGGCGCGAAGCUGCGAGCAGCAGAGGCCGAGAGGGCUUGGGAGGCCGCAGUGGCCGCGUGGGACGCACUUUCUAGUUGCUGAGACCGGAGGGGUGGGGGGCACCAUCUGUGCCCACGGGCAUGGCACCCGGCGGCCGUACGUGCCACCCUCCGGGAGGAAGGAAACCUUUACUUCCGACGGUGCAUUCGCUCCUGGCGCACGUGUGCAGAGGGAGAUGUGCCCGGGGCCCACGCAGCACCCGGGGCACGUGGGGACGCUGACCGCCGGCUGCGAGGGCCCCCAGCCCUGGCCCUCAUUUAAACGGAAGCUCUUCCUUCUCCCCCUUCCCUGGGCCUGUGGGGAGGCGGCAGCGACUCUCCGUGGGUGUCGGGGCCUGUGGCGGACGCCCGCGCCCUGCAGUUCCAUGUCUGCAUUGUUGCUGGCAGCCGCUGGCAGGAGCCACCCCUUGUUCCAACACGGCUUCGGAAGGUUCCGGAGCAGCGAAGCCUGCACAGGAGGUCACGCUGCAAACAAACCGCGGUGGCUGGGCUCCCUCGGCAGCUUUUUGUGGAAUAGUUUGCAAUGUGGCGCGAGUGCAAUAAAGAUACAGCAAGUGUG
This is a messenger RNA of Choloepus didactylus (southern two-toed sloth), 2891 nucleotides long. It is a transcript of the gene FAM20C, whose product is annotated as FAM20C golgi associated secretory pathway kinase. Gene Ontology annotation, biological process: protein phosphorylation. Gene Ontology annotation, cellular component: Golgi apparatus. Bases 477 to 2213 code for a protein of 578 amino acids. The record is from RefSeq and is a predicted model, not a curated record. Lineage: Eukaryota; Metazoa; Chordata; Mammalia; Pilosa; Megalonychidae. Gene Ontology annotation, molecular function: protein serine/threonine kinase activity. The transcript has 10 exons.